This is a messenger RNA of Gasterosteus aculeatus aculeatus (three-spined stickleback), 2277 nucleotides long. RefSeq names its product dihydrolipoamide S-acetyltransferase (E2 component of pyruvate dehydrogenase complex) (gene dlat). Gene Ontology annotation, biological process: pyruvate decarboxylation to acetyl-CoA. NCBI's taxonomy places the organism in Eukaryota, Metazoa, Chordata, Actinopteri, Perciformes, Gasterosteidae. Gene Ontology annotation, cellular component: pyruvate dehydrogenase complex. Gene Ontology annotation, molecular function: dihydrolipoyllysine-residue acetyltransferase activity. The record is from RefSeq and is a predicted model, not a curated record.
CGAGGACGGCUGCCGUGGCUGCCGUAAAGCGUUGUGUUUUGGACUGAGGGAGGUCAUUGGAAAGUGAGGCGUACCAACGGGCUGGCUCUCAAGGCGCAGAGACACCCAGUGCCGGGACACAUCUCAUGCCGGUGUAAGACAAAUACAUAAUUCAACAGCUCUGUUCAGUGUUUCCACCGCGGCAACAUGCUCCGUCUCAUCCUGCGGCUCCGGCCGUCCUCCGGGCUGCGCCGCCCCCGCGCACUCCUGCUCGGGCCUGCUACGCUCAGCACCCGCUCCGUUCCCGGAACCGGUUCUCUGCAGCGGCUUCACUGCGCAGCCGGGUCCCGGGCGACGUGCCUGGCCUCCGGCUUGAGCCACAGGGCGACUCUGCUGCGGUGUCCCCCGCUGACAGGCAACCACCGGAGCGGUCGUUUCUACAGCCUGCCGCCGCACCAGAAGGUGGAGCUUCCCGCACUCUCGCCCACCAUGCAGACGGGAACGAUCGCACGUUGGGAGAAGAAGGAGGGAGAAAAAAUCAGCGAGGGCGAACUUAUCGCUGAGGUGGAGACCGACAAAGCUACCGUUGGUUUUGAGAUCCUAGAGGAGUGCUAUAUGGCAAAGAUCCUGGUUCCCGAAGGGACUAGAGAUGUUAACAUUGGAGCUGUGAUCUGCAUCACCGUUGACAGCCCUGACCUCGUCGCGGCCUUUAAGGACGUGACGUUGGAAUCUCUCCAAGCAGCCGUUGUCAGUCCUUCCCCGGUUGCCUCCACUCCUCCACCUGCUGCUGCCGCUCCCCCUGCGGCCCCGGGCAGCUCUUACCCCCCACACAUGAAGGUCACACUUCCCGCCCUCUCUCCCACCAUGACGAUGGGAACAGUGCAGCGUUGGGAGAAGAAGGUGGGAGAGAAGCUGAGUGAAGGCGAUCUGCUGGCUGAGAUCGAGACCGACAAGGCGACCAUCGGCUUUGAGGUGCAGGAGGAGGGAUACUUGGCCAAGAUCAUGGUGCCAGAGGGAACUCGGGAUGUUCCCCUGGGAGUUCCGCUCUGCAUCAUCGUAGAACGAGAAAGUGACAUCGCAGCGUUCAAGGAUUACGUAGAGACGGGACUGACGGAGGUUUCCACACCGGCACCGGCACCGGCGGCAGCACCAGCUGCUGCAGCAGCGGCAGCACCACCCAGCCCAGCUACCACGCCCGCUGCCCCGGCGGCACCCAGGAAAGGUCGCGUGUUCGCCAGUCCGCUCGCCAAGAAACUCGCCGCCGAGAAAGGAAUAGACCUUGCACAAGUCGGCGGCUCCGGACCCGAUGGGCGCAUCACCAGGAAAGAUAUCGACAGCUUUGUUCCACCAAAGGCUGCACCCGCGGUAACUGCUGCUCCACCUCCAGCCGCAACUCCAGCUGCUUCUGCACCUGCUGCAGCUCCUGCUGCACCAGCUGGGACCUUCACAGACAUCCCAAUCAGCAACAUCCGCAAGGUCAUCGCUCAGAGGUUGAUGCAGUCCAAACAGACGAUUCCCCACUAUUACCUGUCUGUAGAUGUCAACAUGGACCAAGUGCUCGAGCUUCGGAAAGAUCUCAACAAUGAGGUGAAAGCCCAGAAUAUCAAGCUAAGUGUAAAUGACUUUGUCAUCAAAGCCAGCGCUCUGGCCUGCCUCAAGGUACCCGAGUGCAACUCCUCCUGGAUGGACACGGUCAUCCGCCAGAAUCACGUGGUGGACCUGAGUGUAGCUGUGAGCACAGCCAGCGGCCUCAUCACGCCCAUAGUCUUCAACGCCCACGUCAAAGGACUCGCCGCCAUCAGCGCCGACGUCUCUGCUCUCGCUGCCAAAGCAAGAGAUGGCAAACUGCAGCCGCAUGAGUUCCAGGGAGGUACCUUCACGAUCUCUAAUUUGGGAAUGUUUGGCGUCAAGAACUUCUCCGCGAUAAUCAACCCCCCUCAGGCCUGUAUCCUCGCCGUCGGGGGCUCCGAGAAACGGCUGAUGCCCGCUGAUAACGAGAAAGGGUUCGACGUUGCCAGCAUGAUGUCGGUGACGCUGAGCUGCGACCACCGGGUGGUGGACGGCGCAGUCGGCGCGCAGUGGCUCGCCGAGUUCCGCAAGUUCCUGGAGAAACCAGUCACCAUGCUGUUGUGAUCGGACUUAAGUGCUGUUCAACCGCAGCAACAGGCGGAGGCCCCUCGGCGAAGUGGUGCGAUCGGUCCGCACCGGAUCCGGAUCCUCCCCGUGAUUGGCCCGCCUGCUAAUAGGUCACUUCCAGUUACCCUGAAGGGUGAAGAGGCAGAACUCACGCCGCUUACC